AUGUCGGGACUUCAAUACAUGAAAGGUGUGCGAACAAGAUUUUACAACAAACUGUUGAAAGAGAUACAAAACGUAAAAGAAAUUUUGAAUACUGAUUUGAGUGAUUUAUUUGAUGUUGAUGAAUAUAAACAACUACGUCAGCGUGUGCUGGAAGCUAAGCUUAGUAUCAACUUAUAUAACGACAAGCUUAUGAUGCAGUCCGAGAAAUUAUCUCAAGCAAUCGAUGACUCCGAUAUAAUAGAAGAGGCUAGCACUUUAUAUCAUAAGCUACAGAUUUUUGAGGACACUUUGCAAGAAAGUAAGGAAACAGAACAUAACAAGAUAGAAAAAAAGGAGCGUGCUUUAUCUUUAGCUGUAGUUACAGAAGAAAUGAAGACAAUGUUUGAAGCUCAAAUGGAAUUACAGAGAGUUUUAGUUGAAAGCAAACGAGUAAAGAAAGACACGGUAAAAUUACCUAAGAUUGACAUACCAUCUUUCAAUGGAAACAAGUUAUACUGGAUCGAAUUCUGGGAUUCUUUUGAAAAUUCUGUGCAUAAAAAUGAUAGUCUCUCAGAUGUUGAUACAUUCAAUUAUUUGAAGAGCAAGCUUACGGGAGAUUCUAGAAAUGCAAUAAUAGGUCUUACCUUAUCAAAUACGAAUUAUUCAGUCGCUAUUGAGAUAUUGCAUAAAAGAUUCGGAAAUAGGCAGGAGACAAUAGAUUCACACUACAAAGCAUUGAUGGAUAUGAAUCCUGCAAGAAAUUCCUUGGAGAAUUUAAGACAGUUCAUUGAUAAGGUCGAGAAACACCUUCGAUGUCUUGAAGUUUUGAGCCAAGAUACAAACCAAGACAUCUUUGUAUCAAUGAUAAGAAGAAAAUUACCAAAUGACGGCCUUCUUCAAAUUGAGAUAAUGAAAGGAGCUGGAAAAAGUGGUCAGUGA
Molecule: messenger RNA, 918 nt
Organism: Ruditapes philippinarum (Manila clam)
Lineage: Eukaryota; Metazoa; Mollusca; Bivalvia; Venerida; Veneridae
Exons: 1
Coding region: 1-918 (305 amino acids)
Source: RefSeq, a predicted model, not a curated record